This is a messenger RNA of Pygocentrus nattereri (red-bellied piranha), 1352 nucleotides long. RefSeq names its product DEP domain-containing mTOR-interacting protein. The transcript is spliced from 9 exons. The record is from RefSeq and is a predicted model, not a curated record. Gene Ontology annotation, biological process: intracellular signal transduction. The coding region runs from base 1 to 1185 and encodes 394 amino acids. NCBI's taxonomy places the organism in Eukaryota, Metazoa, Chordata, Actinopteri, Characiformes, Serrasalmidae. Gene Ontology annotation, molecular function: protein binding.
AUGGAGGGGAUUAGCAGUGUUAGCAUUAGCACCCAAGUUAUGAGCAGACAGCACAAAGCAGAAGCUAUGAUUGCAGGAGAACAACUCCGAUUGCGUCUGCAUUUCGGAAAGCUGAUAAAGGACCGGCGGGUCCACCUGAGAACAUACCCAAACUGCUUUGUAGCGCAGGAGCUGGUGGACUGGCUGACCGUUCACAAGGAAGUGCCAGACCGGGACACUGCAGUUAAAGUGAUGCAGCGAUUAAUGGACCAUGACAUCAUACACCACGUGUGUGAUAAAUGGCCAAAGUUCAAAGAUGCAAAGUUGCUUUACCGUUUCCGCAAGGAUGAUGGAACAUUCCCUUUCAGCAUUGAGGAGAAAGUCUUCAUGCGUGGACAGAGUUUAUACGAACAUCUUCUGUCGAGCAGAGAGUGUCUCCUGCAGGUGCGAGAGGAGAAGAGCAUGCAUUAUAAACACUGUUUUGCGGGAUUCCAGUUGAUUGAUUGGCUGCUGCAGAACGGAGAGGCAGAGAGCAGGAGCGAGGGGGUGGAAUUAAGCAGGAUGCUGCUGGAGCACGGCAUCAUCCAACAUGUCUCUCUGAAGCAUCAUUUCUUUGACAGCGGGUUGCUGUAUCAGUUCUGUGUGAAUUUCCGCCGACGCCGGCGACUGGCACAGCUGAUCGAGGUGGAACGAGACGGUGAGGUCAUGAUCCCCAUGGAAGACCAAGCGGAUAGUCCAUUCAUCCUGCGUACGACUCCCCCUCCUGGCAGAAAUACAAACUUCCUCUCUGAUGAAGCCACAAAUGAUGUAACUUUUGGUGGACAGCACAGUAUUCUGACACAUCAGCUUCACAACUCCAAUUCAGUCUACACUGCUCCUGGGGUCAGAUACAACCCUAAAUCAGUACUGAAACGGGAUGUAACGUGUGAGGAAUUACUGUCCCCUGGCGCUCCGUACAUUAAAAAAGUGCUUACUAUCCUGGGGGACACUCUGGGCUGGGGCUUUGUGGUGCGAGGGAAAUCGCCUUGUUAUGUGCAAGCUGUGGAUCCAGGAAGCCCUGCUGCAGCAGCAGGAAUUAAGGUGCGGCAGUUUGUGUGCCGGGUGAAUGGCCUCAGUGUUCUCCAUUUGGAUUACUGCACUCUCUCAAAGCUGGUGAUGACAGGACCCCGAGUGGUAACUCUGGAGGUGAUGGAGCCCCAGGACUGAUACUGAUUCUCAUUCUCUCUCUCUCUCUCUCUCUCUCUCUCUCUCACACACACACACACAAACUGUAGUUCCCUAAUGAGAGAAAUGCAUGGAUAAUUACUGAUAUUGACCCCUGGGCCUUGGCAAUGCCAUUGUCAAGCAACCUAAACUGGAGUGAAAACGUGAAA